Acanthocheilonema viteae is the source of this 1122-nucleotide messenger RNA. Lineage: Eukaryota; Metazoa; Nematoda; Chromadorea; Rhabditida; Onchocercidae. The record is from the annotation of a GenBank genome assembly.
AUGGGAGUGAUAGGGGAGAAUGAAGAUGGCUCAAUUAAUUCGAUCGAGAAAUUGUCACUGGUAACUGAAGAAAACAUUUCUAAUAUACAGUCUGAGAGAGAAGCUGUUGAAAAAGCUGAUGGACAAAUGAGCAUGAGCAUUCAGAGAUGUUCAUCUGCAUCAGUUGGUUGGCCGGAUGAUAUGCUAACGAGUGAGAUGAGUAGAACAGGCAUUGAUAGUGAUUGUGAUGAUCAGUCAAGACUAUCAUUUAUCAUGAAAGAAAAACUUCAUGCUUUGACCGGUAAUAUGCGACGUCGUACUUCACAGAUGGUCAAUGAAAUAAUGAGAGAAUCCGAUGAUGAAGAGAAAUGCUUAGAAAAUAUUGAACUUGAUCGAAAAGAACAUCGUCUAAGUUUAAUGUCAUUAAUUGGACUUCAACGAAGAGCAUCACCUGUAAUUGAUUCAGAUAUAAACAAAUCCAAAAAUUAUUUACGACGAAUCUUUCUAUCAUCUAUCAAUCCAUUCCCAUUUUUGUACAAUGCCUUCGGUAUUCCAUUACGAAGUUCCUAUCCUUAUCAAACAGAAUCUAAUCUGAUUUAUUGGCUUAUUGCUGAUUAUAUUGCUGAUGCUAUAUAUUUAAUUGAUAUGUUACUCAUCAAGCCGAGGUUACGUUUUAUGCGUGGCGGACUUCCUGUGAAAGAUAUAAAAGAAACAGCAAAACGUUAUGUGCGCAGUAUUAAUUUCAAACUUGAUUUAAUUUCAUUAAUACCAUUCGAUAUAAUUUACAUCUGGACAGGACCAAUUGCUGCAUGGCGUGCUGUACGAAAUGCAUACAUUCGAUGUUUUUACUUUACAACAGCGGUAGCAACAUCAACCGGUAAUAAUCCGGCACCAACAAAUAUUGUUGAAUAUGUUUAUAUGACAUUCUCAUGGAUGAUGGGUGUUUUUGUUUUUGCUUUACUACUUGGACAAAUAAAUAUCGUUUCAAAUGCAAAUCGUAACCGUGAAAAUUAUCGUAAAACUGUGGAUCAGGUUUUAAGUGAAUGUAAACGACUUGGUUUAUCAAAAGAUACUAUCAAUCGUGUUCGUGAUUGGUUUAUAUACACAUGGCAAAAACAAAAAGCUUUAGGUUUGUUAAUUUAA